Messenger RNA from Tachysurus vachellii, 1123 nucleotides. RefSeq lists its product as uncharacterized. NCBI's taxonomy places the organism in Eukaryota, Metazoa, Chordata, Actinopteri, Siluriformes, Bagridae. Bases 44 to 1123 code for a protein of 359 amino acids. The record is from RefSeq and is a predicted model, not a curated record. The transcript is spliced from 2 exons.
CCACAAUCCACUGCACCACACAGUCCUUAUUAUCUAGAGGACAAUGAUUACAGUGAUAUCUGCCACACAAAGGACAUUCUGGCGUUCUCCUGGGAGAACCCACACUCAGCUUGUGCCUCCUGAGGAGAACUUCUUUCUUGUAUCUGAGCAGCAUCUGGAGGUCACGACCCCAAACCCCACUGUACCUCAAACAGGAUUCAAAACUCUAAGAGGUGCUCUGACUCACCACACUGAGGUUCCAUCUAGCCCAAGCAUUACAGAUUCUAAAGAACCGAAUCACACCAGACCUCCACAGUUCAUGACUCUGACCUACACUUCUGUAAACAUCAGCCACAACACCUCACUUCCUGACUCAGUUCUGCAGGGAAUGGGUUUGAGGCAUGCUCACAUCAGGCCUCGGAGCGCUGAGCACACAGAGAACAAUGAGAAUGAAGAGAACAUCAAGAAUGAUGGAGAGAACAAGAGGAACACUGCCAUCUCUGGUAAAGGGAAGACAAAUACAGCAAAGGGAAGAAAUGGAACAAAAGCAGCAACAAAGAAAGAGAAGAAAAAAAUGGGAAAUGGGAAAACAGAGCAGGUCCAAAGUGCCGAUUUUAGCUUCGAGUUUGAUGAUUUUGGAUGGCUAGGUGAUGACCCGGGCCAUGGCCAAACAACACAAGGACCAAACAGCCCUGGUGAAUCCAGUUCAAGCUCCAGUUCAAGCUCAUGCUCCAGUUCAAGUUCAAGCUCCAGUUCAAGCUCCAGUUCAAGCUCCAGUUCAAGCUCCAGUUCAAGUUCAAGCUCCAGUUCAAGCUCCAGUUCAAGUUCCAGUUCAAGUUCCGGUUCAAGCUCAAGCUCAAGUUCAUCAUGUGAAUCAAAAGACUCCAGUAGCUCAAGUGAUUCAAGUGACUCAAGUGAUUCAAGCGAUUCAAGUGACUCAAGUGAUUCAAGUGAUUCAAGUCAAUCUUGUGAUUCAAGCAAAUCCAGUAGUUCAAGUGACUCAAGUGACUCAAGUGACUCUUGCAGUUCGAGCGAUUCCAGUGAUUCAAGCGACUCCACUGAUUCAAGUGAUUCGAGCAGCUCAAGCAGCUCGAGUGAAUCAAAGGCUGUAGUCCAUCACAGUUCAUCCAACUCCAGUGAAUGA